Punica granatum (pomegranate) is the source of this 1730-nucleotide messenger RNA. NCBI's taxonomy places the organism in Eukaryota, Viridiplantae, Streptophyta, Magnoliopsida, Myrtales, Lythraceae. The record is from RefSeq and is a predicted model, not a curated record.
AGAGGGGCCAAUAUUUGUUAUAUGGUUGGUGAAUGUCUCCCCCCUCCCACUCUUUCCCUCUUAAGUCUUCCCCCCGAGUCCCUUCUUUUUCUUCACUCCCUUCCAUCUUCCAAUUUAGCCCAACGCCUAGCCUUUCCUCUGCCAAGCUCUCUCUUUUUGUCUGUUGGAAUUGGUUUUUGAUUAGAUGAGGAAGCUUUGUCCCAAUUACGACCGGGAAGACGGGCUCGAGACGGUCCUCGAGGUCCCAAUCCCCGAAGAGAUGUUCGCAUCCACAAACCGGCACGUGAGCCGGUCAUGGCAGAACAUGAAGUCCUGGAUGAGGCCGAGCUCCGAGAAAUCCCCACCCUCUCUCGCAACUCUGUUUGGAGGCAGCGGCCGUGCGACCGAGGUCCAGCUCCUCCUCGGCGUGAUUGGAGCUCCUUUGAUCCCACUCUCAAUCAGUAAUUGUCAGCAUAAUCCCAUUGGAAGGAACAUCAAGGAUCAGCCUAUUGAAGCAUCGAUGGCGAAGUAUAUAGUCCAACAGUACAUCGCAGCAUCUGGAGGAGAGACUGCUCUAAACGCCAUAAACAGCAUGUACGCUAUGGGCAAGGUUCGGAUGACAACAUCAGAAUUCAGCUCGGGCGAGGAGAUUGUGAUGAACAAUAAAUCCAAGACAAAGGGCUCAAAGCAUGGCAGCGGAGAGAUGGGCGGUUUCGUGCUCUGGCAGAAGCAGCCUGAGCUGUGGUGCCUCGAGCUGGUGGUUUCAGGCUACAAGAUCAGCGCUGGAAGCGAUGGAAAAGUGGCUUGGCGGCAGACCCCGUGGCAUCACUCCCAUGCAUCCCGAGGCCCUCCCCGUCCCCUAAGGCGUUUCUUGCAGGGUCUUGAUCCGAGGUCCACAGCGAACCUCUUCUCGAACUCGGUCUGCAUUGGGGAGAAAUCGAUAAACAACGAGGACUGCUUCAUCCUCAAACUUGAGGCAGACCCAACCACCUUAAAGGCCAGGAGCAGCGGCAACGUCGAAAUAAUCCGGCACACAAUCUGGGGCUGCUUCAGUCAAAGGACGGGCCUCCUAGUCCAGCUUCAAGAUACCCAUUCACUGAGGAUCAAAACCAAUGACCAGAGCGUAAGCUGGGAGACCUCCAUGGAAUCACACAUCAAGGACUACCGGACCAUCGAUGGGUUCAACAUCGCACACGGAGGCCGCACCUCGGUGUCCCUGGCACGGUACGGGGACUCGAAGGGGCCGGAGGCGACCUCAAGGACCCAAAUGGAGGAGGUUUGGACCAUUGAGGAAGUGGACUUCAACAUCAAAGGUUUGGCGAUGGAUUGCUUCCUGCCUCCUGCGGACUUGAAGAAGGAGGACGAGGGUUGCGGGGUCGAUGCUCCACCCACAAGCAAUGACACAAAGGUGAUUCGAGUUGGCAUUCGGCGAUCAGGGUCUACAAGAUCAAAUGGCAGCUCUCAGGUCGUCGCUAUCAAUGAGGAAGAUGACAUCUGCAGAGAAGACAUGUAAUUAAUUCCAUGAUAUAAAUUGUAGUCCUCGUCUUGUACAUAUAUCAUCAUAUUCAGGAGCGUAAGAACGUAUCCCGGCUCCCCGGCUAUUAGGUGCACGUAGAUAGAUGCGGCUGCAAGCUUAUAUUUGCAGCAGCUUUAGUCGUUACUUGAGUCGUCGUCCAAUUAUUUUGUAAAACAAUCAAAAACCAUUUUGUUACACGUUUGACAUUAUUGUAAAUGCAGUUCAAAUUGAGCAA